Messenger RNA from Paramuricea clavata, 523 nucleotides. Lineage: Eukaryota; Metazoa; Cnidaria; Anthozoa; Malacalcyonacea; Plexauridae. The record is from the annotation of a GenBank genome assembly.
AUGGAAAAUGGUAAAAUUCGUGAUAAUCAAAUCACGGCAUCAACCCAUUGGGAUAACGGCCAUCGGGCACCCAAUGGGAGACUCAACUUCAGAGCAGGUAGUGGGAGGACUGGGGCAUGGUCAUCUCGAAGAAAUGAUCGGAAUCAAUGGCUACAAGUGGAUUUUCAACGAUCUACGAUCAUUACAGGAAUAAGUACUCAAGGGCGACAAGAAGCAACUCAGUUUAUCAAGAGCUACACGAUUUCCUUUAGCGAUGAUGGAAAAAGUUUCCGUAGCUAUAAACCAGGGAGAAUGCUUAAGGUAAGCUGAAUUGUUGUGUUCCUUAUUAGAUAUAUAAGAAAUUGCAUUAUGUCUUUAUUAUUACUUGCCUUAAUUUUAGGUAUUCAAUGGUAACAGCGACAGGAGCUCCAUUGUCAACCAUGUUGUUACACCUUCUAUUAAGGCUCGAUUUAUUCGCAUUCACCCAAGAGUCUGGUAUGGUCAUAUCUCUAUGAGGGCCGAAUUUUACGGUUGUUCAUAUUGA